Molecule: messenger RNA, 558 nt
Organism: Phycomyces blakesleeanus NRRL 1555(-)
Lineage: Eukaryota; Fungi; Mucoromycota; Mucoromycetes; Mucorales; Phycomycetaceae
Exons: 3
Biological process (GO): negative regulation of septation initiation signaling; ubiquitin-dependent protein catabolic process; protein ubiquitination
Cellular component (GO): cytosol; mitotic spindle pole body; cell division site
Molecular function (GO): protein binding; ubiquitin protein ligase activity
Source: RefSeq, a predicted model, not a curated record
AUUGGAAGAUUUAGUGAUAGAGCCAACAUAUCUCAUGGCGUAUCUUUCAAAAGCAAGGUCGUUAGCCGCGCUCAUGCUCAGAUGUGGACAGAGAAUAGCAAGGUGUUUAUAAGUGACAUGAAUUCAUCGAGCGGAACAUAUCUGAAUCAUGUCCGGAUUGGUACGCCUGGGACGCGGAGCAAUGCACAUGAGGUGUCCAACGGUGACAUAGUGCAGCUAGGGAUGGACUUUCAAGAGGGGGUGGAACCAAUGUAUCGUGCGGUUAAGAUGCGUGUCGAAAUCAAUCCACCUUCUACGGCACCAAUAAGCCAAUACAAUCUUGACGCAUUUGAGCAACUUCAACAGAGACUUAUCCAAACAAUACCUUCACAAAGUGACUCUGAUAAUAUCCAAGAAUGCUGUAUAUGUCUCUAUGCCAUUGCACCCUUACAAGCCUUAUUUGUUUCGCCAUGCUCUCAUGUGUAUCAUUAUCGGUGUAUCCGUCCAAUAAUUGUUCAAAAUUAUCCUGCAUUUGCGUGUCCUAUCUGUCGCGGCUACUACGAUCUGGAAUCCAGUGUG